Vanessa atalanta (red admiral) is the source of this 6625-nucleotide messenger RNA. It is a transcript of the gene Ncoa6, whose product is annotated as protein piccolo-like. Gene Ontology annotation, biological process: positive regulation of transcription by RNA polymerase II. The coding region runs from base 732 to 5819 and encodes 1695 amino acids. Lineage: Eukaryota; Metazoa; Arthropoda; Insecta; Lepidoptera; Nymphalidae. The transcript is spliced from 9 exons. The record is from RefSeq and is a predicted model, not a curated record. Gene Ontology annotation, cellular component: nucleus; transcription regulator complex; histone methyltransferase complex.
UGGCGUCCGUUGUUAUUGUUCGUACCGAAUAACUAUUUGUAAAAUAUAUACUAUUCUUUUAGCGAUUUUUCUAAUGGACUAUUAUAUUGAUGCGAUGCUUUAACUUCCCAUGAUUCGGCGCGACACGUUUUAUGUACGUUUUAAUGUGUUUUGAGUGUUUUUUUCAUAUUCUAUGUGUGUCAUGCAAAUGGGGUAAGCUGGAAUUAUCGGAUGUCGCUUAGGUUGUUUUGGAUAGUUUCAAUAAGAAAAUGGAGUGAAGUUCUGUGACCUACAGUGUGAAAAUGAAACCUCCGUAAAGUAAAUUAAUUACCGCGUUAAGUUUAGAUCGAAGCAAGAGACGGGAACGGCUGUAAUUUACUAAUGUUCCAUGCCGUGACUGCACUCCCCGUACAUUUCAAAAUGGCUGCUGCUCUUCACGAUAUAUGAGCUUUGCGUCACUGAAAUAUAAAUCUGUGGUUUUGAUUCGUGAAGAAAUUCGAGUGUUACAUGUCGAGUGAUUCCAUGUGAAAACUCGAAAUUAUUCAAAGGACAGUGCCCCGGGAGAACCUGGGGCGGGACAAUAGUGGCAUAUCAUAUGUUUUGGCUGUAGUGGACACUGAGUGACCAUAGGACCGAUAUUGCCUUGCGUCCGAGCCGGACUGUAAUGUUGCGCUUGAUUUUACAGGAUGAUUUGGAACACAAGACAAUAGAACUUGUGUGUUAUUGAGCGGAAUGUGACAUUGUAUGAUAGUAUGGCAGCGGAUAGCGAUGGGCUAGGCUCGGCGGGCGGUGGCUCGUGCGGCGUGGUGGUGACAUGUGAGGGUGAUCUGCGUGAUCCGAGGUUUCCCGCGCGACUCCGCCGCCUGUUGCGCGAGCUACGCGCCUUACUCGCCGAGCCGCAUCCGCACACGCUCAAAGUUAACAAGGUGGAGCCUUGGAACUCUGUGCGCGUGACUUUGUCGGUGCCGCGGGCGGCGGCGGCGCGAUUGCGGGCGCUGGCCGCCGCGGGGGCGCCGCAACUGCGUGCGCUCGGCAUCCUCUCAGUGCAGCUGGACGGCGACGCGGCCGUGUCGCUGCGGCUCCAGCAUGGUGCCGAGCUACGUAUCAAUACUGAUGCUGAUGAAGCGAGCACAUCACGAUCACAAUCGAAUGAGCUGCUGGCCGGCUUGGGCGGUAUCGGUCGACUGAUAGCCGACGAGGGCGCAUCCACCAGCUCGGAACCCCCUCAGAAUAACUUUAAAUCGCCGAAUACAGUGUGUCCAAUGGAUGGCAAAAUACCGCAGAACAUUCCCACCCCAACCACAGACCGCUGUGAAUUCCCUUUUGGCAGUAUGACUCAAGCGAGGGUUAUACAUCGGAAGGAGAAUACCUUAGGGAUAGGUGGCUGCGCCAAUACGCUCAGACCUGGUACAGCGGAGCAAUUCGCGCGGCCGUCAACAUCUUUUACUGCUCCCCCACCGCCCUACCCCGCGCCCCCAGCGACCCCUACGACGCCGACUCCAUCGUCGGCUCCUACGGUGGCCAUGUCGUCGCCCCUGCUAGUGAACCUAUUGCAGAAUGACGCGCCAGCGCCUCAACCGAGGCCGAAACCAGUGCCUCAUCCUGCGAAACUUGAUCGGCUGGAGGACUCUCAGGUGGAACUAGCAGUCGGUCGCGCGCCUUUCGAAUACCGUGGAGGCCGAGCUACCACUCCUCGACCAACAGUACCAAGUCCGGCUCCUCCCGCUCCUCGGCCUGCUCCCCGGCCGGCGGCAUUCAUUCGUCGCGCUUUUCCCCCUCGUCCCCCACCGUCGCCGACACCAUACCGCGCACCAGUGCCCAAUGCAACUGUUGUAGGGCGAGCGAGGUUUCCUUCACCCUCCUAUAGUACAGAAACCUUCCCAGCUCCACCUCCGCCGCCUUAUAGGCAACAGGCCGUGCCCAGACCAAGGCAGUUGCAGCCGAGGGUAACGCCAGAAGACCUUCAAGCGUUGCUACCACCUCCUACUACUUCGAUGGACCAGAAAACUCAAUCUAGUUUUCAGGAAUUCCAGAGGUACCAACAACAGUACAACGCAAGGCAACGUGCCGCCUCUCGUGCAGCUUCACAGCCGGACUGGAAUGAGCCCUAUCGGGACACGUUGGGUUUAUCGAUCCCUGAUCUCCCAGACAACUGUGACCUCGAUCAGCUGUUACCGACCCUGGGCGGGGACCUCAACCUCGACGAUACAACCUUAUCGGCCAUUUCGGAUCUCGAUGCCAACACGAAACUAGAUCUACUCUACGAUACUCCACAGGAAUCAAUGCCUAACACCACAGAGUCAACUCCAGACUCUCUCCUUCAAGAAAUCACCGGUGUUCAAUACCCGACCGGUCCGACUUUAAAUGGGCCUUAUAAUCCUGAAAUGGCUCCUACCACGAGUCAAACAAACGUGAAUAGUGAUGUGCCUUCUAAAUCCGCGGAAUCGUUCGACGCGAAUUCGGAGACGGCAUUUAUGCCGCCGCCACCCGUGCCUCCGCAGUCGACUUCCAAAUUCCAUGUAAAUUCCCCAAACCAUACGAUAGUUAAUACGCAACAUACGCCUUUUAAGUCGCCUCCUCCUAAUGCUGCGUAUUCGGCGUCGCCAAGCAGCAUGAAUUCCGACAGAAUGACGGACAGGAGCACAAAUCAGUCGUCAUCGAUGCCGCCGCCAAUGAGACUUCCAAUUAGAGCUAUGACAUCAGUGUCUACGGCUACUGUUGGCUCUCAGGCGACAGCCCAGGAAAUUGAGGAGCAAAGUAAGCAGUACCUGAUCAAAACUCUUAUGAGAGAUGACGAUACUCCACCCCCUAAAGAGCAAGAAAAGAAAGCUGAAGAAGUAACAGUUGCACAGUGUAAGGUUAAAGAAAAUCCAACUGAAACGGCACCAGAAAUAUUCGGCAUUGCAAAAGUUAUAGAAGAUGAUAGUAAAAGGGAAGAUGAUCUCAAAACUAAAAACAAGAUCAUUAAGAAAGAAAAAGAUGAAAAAUUGCUGGCACAGAAAGGAGGCAAGCCAAGAACGGGCGGCGCAAAAGAAAAGCCUGCUACAUUAAAAGACAAAAUUGUAAGGGAUGGAAAAUCUACCAAAGUUGCCUUACCGCGGCCUCAUGUCGCAAAACCUGCUACUCCUUUGACUGAAGCACCGAAAUCGCCUUCUGGAGAAAAGGAGUCAAUAAAAUUAAGGUUAAAGCUUGAUAAGAACGAACCUAUAGUUCAGCCUGUUUAUAAGGCUGAUGUUAGUUUUGUCAACCAACAAUUGAAAGGUGAAAAACCCAUAGAAGGUGAGCUUAGGGUACCGCCUUUACAUAUCAGCCUUAGAGGUCGAAAUUCAGCAGUAAUAAAGAACUCCAAAAAGGAAAAGAAAAAGUUUGGCCCAGGAGACCUUCACUCGAAGAAGAUUAAAAUAAGAAAAUCUCUGGAAUCCGAUGAAAAGUCUCACAGGCGAGACGCCGAUGAGUCGUUAGCUUCAAAGUCGGGAGAAAGCACUGAAAACUCAAAGACUGAUGAGUAUUUACAUGUUAAAAACAUUAAAUUGAACAAUCAUUACGAGGGGGAGGCUAUCAAAACUGAGAUCGCAGGUGAUCACAAUGUCGUGUACAGAAUGAAGACAUUGUCGAAGAAUGCUCACAUAGUGACAAAGUCAUGCGAUUACAAGGUCUUCAACAACAAGGGACAGUCAUUAGAUAGUUUGAAAAUGAAAAAGAAGUCCAAAAUGCUGAGUGAAAGUGGGAAAUCGACAGAGAAGGAAAGGGACAAAGAAUGGAGGAAUGACUUGUUAGAUAAGGAGGGGAAAUAUGCCCAGAAUGAGGGCUACAGAGAGACACCAAACAAUCAUGAUGUGAAAAAGAAGUUACCAACGUCAAAAGUUGAGAAGGAUGGUGCAAAAUGUGAUAACUUAAAGUCCAGUGAGGUGAAGGCAGUGUUGGACACUGAAUACAGUGAAGUGAAAUCUGGUGCUAGUGAUUUGGACAACAGGUUAUUAAAGUGUCAUAAGAAUAUUGAACGGACGCUCAGUGUUGACGAAGAGAAGUUUGAUUGUGACGAGAAUAAAUUGAAAAGGACACUCACUGAUAGUGCGAUAACAUCACCCAAUGGACUGAUCUCUUCAGAGAAGAAGAGGAAGACCAGCCAUAGUUCCUGUCCAGAUCCCCCUGGUUCGACAAACAUAGGCACAAUAGGCGGCAGUCGCGUCGACUCGCCGCCACCCGCCGCUAGUCAGCGCUCGGGAGCUCUCUCCCCGCGCCGCAAAGAGAGGCCCAAGGAUAAGACUUACUGCAAACUUGUGGCCGAGAGGACGGCUCGACCGGACGCCGACAAGUUCGGUAAUAGUAGGUCGCCCAAUUCACAAGCCCAAGGCGAAGACUCUGGGAUUGAAUCUAUGGAUGCACUCUCAGAGAAAUCUCCUAAUCAAGCCAGUCAAUCUCCACCCGGUCCUCAAAGAAAAGAACGCCUAGACAUGCCUAGAUCGACCAGCCCGACGUCAGUGCAAAGGAUAAUAGGUGUAAUAGAUCCACCGCCAGCGUCGGACGAGCUUCUAGAGAGGUUGUCACUAGCGACGGGGCAACCGCAUUACGAUCCCGUACCGCCCGAUAUAGAUGAUAUGGGCGAUAUCGAGGCGGAACUGGCGAAAAUGCAUGCAGACCAUAUAAACGGAGACGACGCGCCAAGAAGGCCGCCCGAAGAAACGACACAAACCAAAGAAGUGAAAAGAGAAGCUACUCCUAUUCUCAGGGACGAGGACAAAUCUACGCCGAGCAUAAAUAGAGGAGAUUGUAAGAGUGAAUUGAAAACAGAGGUGACAACAAAUGAUACCGAAAUAAAACUCGAUUCUAAUAUUGCUCAAAAGGACGAAUCACGUAAAGAAGAAACGAUUGUAUCGCCGAAAAAAGAGAAAGGCAUGGACGACUUUGAUCACUUACCGAGCAGAGUCUCCCCGCCUUUAUACACGUACUCAAACCAGGAAAAAGUUUGUGCGAACGAUUCUUUGGAUUCAGAAGAAAACAAGUGUGUCGUUUCAGAAAAUGGCGAACCAAAAGAUAAUGGGACAGAAAUGAAGGAAAAGCAAGAACCGAAGAUGGAAAGGUUACCGCUUAAGGCUGAUUUUCCAGAUAAGAGCUUAUUAGAACAAUUACUAAUAGAAAUUCCUACACCGGAUUAUGUUGGUAAGAGGCCGGAGUCGCCGUCUCCUUCGACUUUGGAGAGAGUCGCUCGAAGUAGUGUCCGGACGAGGUCGAGUAGUAAAAUGAACAGUCCUGCAGACGGACCCAAAACGCCACGGCUAAGUCCAGGAAUUAGCAAACUCGAGCGGUCCGAUUCGCCCGCUUUGCAACCAAGAAAUUGUCUUAGAAGUGGUUCAGUAGAUAAGACGAGUCCGCGAACGGUAAAUGCAAUGGUAGCAGCAGCCAAACCAGUGCCUGGUGGGAAACGGAAAAGACGGGAGUCGGAGAGCUCCUGUGCAUCGACCAUCAGCUGUGAAGAAGGCAUCUCUCCGGGUCGGCCCAAGAAAAAACCGAGACGCAUCGACCAGAAAAUGGUGAAUCCGGUUGUGGCGAUCGAUGGCAAAGUUAAAAAAGAGUCUGAUAGUGAUAGCGAUGAACCAUUAAUAUGCAAGGUUCGGGGGAAGGGAGUAAAAGCAGUAAAGCCUGGGGUGAAAGUACCAAAAGGAGCGGAAGGUGUGGGGACUAGACGGUCAGUGCGGCACGGUCCGACGCCCGCCCCAGCUGCUCCUGCGCCGCCUAAUAGCACACCCGUGAGACGGAAAACGAGGAGUGCGGUGGGCGAAGGAGGCACGCCGAGCGCCGGGGCGGUGCGGCGGCGGCGCGCGUCCCGCGACGGCAAGUGACGGCGGCGACGCGCGGGCUGUACCGCGCCCUCGCCCCCCCUCGCCUUGCCGCUGCCGUUGCCUCUGCCGCUGCUCUACCCGCUCGAAUGACCCCCUCGCCUCGCCCUGCACCUACACAUCUGCCCGAUCGAGCCGCCUCCGUCGACCUCGUCAGCCGACCGUGCGAGAACGUAUCGUCGAAUGUUCUCGAACAGUUCAGAUGUCGUAUGCAAACAGGGACGGAAUUGACGUCCGUUAGCACUGAAUCUAUUCGAACCGUGGGAUUAGUGAAUAUAUAAGUGAUAAUACAAUACUGUUAGAGGACGUGACGCGACCUCGGUGCCUGGAAGCUGGAAGCGCGACACGAAUGACAAAUGUGGUCAGUUAUCAGGAAAAGUGCUUUUAUCGUGUGCAAAAGUUUUGUGGAAUUUUUAAAUUUUAUGAAUCUCAAGAGUUUGUAAAAUAAAAAAGAAUAUUGUGCAAUAAAAAUGAGAAAGAUAAUCCUUUGAGGAAUAUUAACAGAGUUAAAUAUGUGUGCUUUUUAUACUAUGUAAUUGACGCGGGUGGGUAUGAUAGUUACGUGAGAAGUGUUCAACCUUGUUCCUGAUGCACCGACAGUCAACCCGACCGGGCGCGAGACGUUUUAAGGACUGUUUAUUAAAUUAGUGAACAAAUCAUGUUACCAUUCACUAUAAAGCACUCGACGUUUUGUUGGUAAUUGUAAGUUUAUUUCUUCUAUCGAGUAUUUUUAAGAGCGUCUUUUUACCAUAAGGCUGGACUCAGUAUAGGAGUCGAAAGCCAAAAGUGGAGCCUUAGUUUAGUGUAUA